UGUCAUUCGCUUCUCCUUCGGUUACACCUCAGUGACUUCUUUUUUUCUUCCUCCUCCUCCCUUUAUUCCUCCAAAAAAAAAAAAUAAAUAAAUAAUCAAAAUUUUCUAGUUUCUUUUUUAGCAAAAGUGUUAUUAGUGAAAACAGUGUUUUUUCCACUAUUUUUGAGUUAUUAAUAAUAAAUGAGAAUAGGAAUAAAAUGGCAACCUUACGACGGGAUUUAAAGUACAUUAUUUUUUAUUACCUCGGACUCGUUUUGUAUUCGAGUUGUGAGGAAGCAAACUUUAAUAACAAUUCAAGAGUUUAUCAAAACGAAUGGGUGGUGAGGAUUGAAGGAGGGCCGGAAGUUUCCACGCUUCUUGCACUGAGAUCAGGUUACAUCCAUAUGGGACCAGUUCUUGGAUUUGAGAAUACAUAUUUAUGGCAUAAAAGCAAAAAUCCAGAUCAAAGAAAAAGAGGAAUUUCUCACUCGUUAAAAAUUUUAGACUUAACAUCAAAGAUAAUGUGGGCAGAAGAACAAAAAGUUAUUACCCGUCAUAAGAGGGAUUACAUCGUGUUGGACGAUAUUGAAUCAGAAAAGCCCUUGAUAAGAGAAAAGCGACUGCCUUUUGCUUUCAAUUCUGACUGCCAUGGUCAGUGUCCGAGAGAAAUUGAUAAAAAUAAAGCAAAACUUAAUACUCUAACAAUAGAUGAAUCAGAGAAUGUGAAAAUUUUCAACGAUGAACUUUGGGAUCAAGAAUGGUAUUUGCAAGACACACGAUCAAACAGAAACCUCCCUAAACUGGACUUGAAUGUUCUACCCCUGUACCGACAGGGGAUAACGGGUCGAGGAAUAAGGGUUGCAGUUCUGGAUGAUGGCCUCGAAUAUACCCACGAUGAUCUGCGAAAUAAUUACGAUCCUGAAAUCAGUUAUGAUGUUAAUAACAGGGAUAAUGAUCCGAUACCUCGUUACGAAGCAACAGGAUUAAAUAGACACGGCACUAGAUGUGCUGGCGAAAUAGCAAUGGAAGCUGACAAUAAAAAAUGUGGUGUUGGAGUGGCUUUUGAGGCAUCAAUUGGGGGAAUUAAAAUGCUAGACGGAGUUGUUAACGACCGGGUCGAAGGUGAAGCUCUCGGUUAUAAGCCAGAAUUGGUCGAUAUUUAUACAGCAUCGUGGGGUCCAGCAGACGAUGGAAAAAGUUUAGAAGCACCGGGCAGAUUGGCCUCUGAAGCACUCGAAAGGGGAGUCAAGCAGGGUCGUAAAGGAAAGGGUAGCAUAUAUGUUUGGGCUUCCGGAAAUGGAGGAUCGAAAUCCGACGAUUGUGGGUGUGAUGGUUAUGUUGGUAGCAUUUACACAGUGGCAGUGGGAUCUGCCAGCCAAACUGGAAGAUUUCCUUGGUAUGGUGAACGAUGUUCAGCCACCCUUGCGACAACUUAUAGCAGUGGAGCUUAUCACGAUCAAAUGAUUGUAACAACAGAUUUAAAAAAUAAGUGCACAAUAAAGCACACUGGAACAUCUGCUUCUGCCCCAUUAGCUGCAGGCAUUUUAGCUCUGGCUCUUCAAGCAAACAAGGAAUUAACGUGGAGGGAUAUUCAACAUCUAAUAGUGUACACAUCGGAAUACAGUCCCCUUAGAGAUAAUUUGGGAUGGUUUAAAAAUUCUGCUGGCUUCUGGUACAACCCACGUUUUGGCUUUGGAUUAAUGAACGCUUAUUCUCUGGUGGUUGCCGGUUAUAAUUGGACAACAGUUCCGAACAAGUCUAUCUAUAAAAUCCGAGCUGAUUCCGGAUAUAACUCAAGUCUGAGUUACGGGAGCUCAAGAAUUUUGAAAUUUCACAUGAAUGAAGGUGUUAGCUCUGAGGAGGACAUAGAUUUCUUAGAACACAUUCAAGUUGAUACGAACAUGAAAUACAGCGUUCGUGGCUCUCUUCAAAUGCAUUUGACAGCACCUUCAGGUACAAAGGUAGAAAUCCUGAAUCCAAGAGCUCUAGACAAAUCAUCUGAUGGUUUCACAAAGUGGAAAUUCAUGUCGGUAGCAACUUGGGGUGAAAAUCCCCACGGGGUUUGGCUUCUUGAAAUAUUGGAUGUGACUGGUCCAGCGACAAAUAAUGGAACUUUAGGGGAUUUUACUCUAAUUCUUCAUGGAACAAAAGAGAUUCCCCAAUAUCGUAAAAAUGGUGCUCGAUUUUAUAAUGACGAGUAUAAUCGGUCACGAAAGAUGAACGACUUUAAUUAUUUGAAAAAUACGUCCGCCAACGAAUUGGACACAAAUUCAGAAAAAUUAGACGAGAAUCAAUUUUCAGAGCGAGAUUGGAUAUUGCGUCUCCUACUGGGUCGUGAUCGAAACUAAUUUUAUAAUUUAUA
Molecule: messenger RNA, 2341 nt
Organism: Leptopilina heterotoma
Lineage: Eukaryota; Metazoa; Arthropoda; Insecta; Hymenoptera; Figitidae
Product: neuroendocrine convertase 1-like
Exons: 15
Coding region: 198-2327 (709 amino acids)
Biological process (GO): protein processing
Cellular component (GO): Golgi membrane; trans-Golgi network
Molecular function (GO): serine-type endopeptidase activity
Source: RefSeq, a predicted model, not a curated record